Molecule: messenger RNA, 1104 nt
Organism: Staurois parvus
Lineage: Eukaryota; Metazoa; Chordata; Amphibia; Anura; Ranidae
Source: the annotation of a GenBank genome assembly
AUGGCGACUGCCAGCAAUGUUACUCCCACUAAUUGCAGCUGGUGGCCUAUUUCAGCUAUAGACAACGAUGCGGGCAAAACCGACGAGGGCCAGGAGGAGCCCGAAGCCUCCAACCCCAGCCCCAAAUCCAAGGACAAGCUGGUGCUGUACCACUGGACCCAGUCAUUCAGCUCCCAGAAGAUUCGCCUGGUGAUCGCGGAGAAGGGGUUGCCUUGUGAGGAGCGCGAUGUGAGCCUACCCCUGGCAGAGCAGAAAGAGCCAUGGUUUAUGCGUCUGAACCUCGGGGAGGAGGUACCGGUGGUCAUUCACGGGGAUCACAUCAUCAGCGACUACAACCAGAUCAUUGACUAUGUGGAAAGCAAUUUUGUAGGAGAACUCAUUCCUCAGUUGAUACCAGAAUCUGGAAGCCUUCUACACUCCAGGGUCCUCCAAUACCGAGAGCUGCUGGAAAGCCUGCCCAUGGAUGCCUACACACAUGGAUGUAUUCUUCACCCAGAACUUACCAUAGAUUCUAUGAUCCCAAAGUAUGCCACCGCUGAGAUCCGACGACAUCUGGCCAAUGCCAGCACAGAACUCUUGAAACUCGACCACGAGGAGCACCACCUUACCGAGCCAUAUCUAUCCAAACAGAAAAAACUCAUGGCUAAAAUAUUGGAACAUGACAAUGUGAACAACUUGAAGAAAAUUCUCUUUGAGUUAGCCAUGGUCCUGGAUCAGAUUGAGGCUGAGCUGGAGAAGAGGAAAAUUGAAUAUGAAGGCCGGAAAUGUGAACUUUGGCUUUGUGGAAACAUGUUCACCUUAGCUGACAUACUUUUGGGAGCCACAUUACAUCGACUCAAGUUCCUUGGACUUUCCAAAAAACACUGGGAAGACGGGAGUAGACCAAACUUACAGUCCUACUUUGAGAGGAUACAGAAGCGCUAUGCAUUCCGGAGAGUGCUUGGAGACAUCCACACGACCCUGCUGUCUGCUGUCUUACCCAAUGCCUUCCGACUGGUGAAGCGAAAACCGCCAUCUUUCUUCGGGGCAUCUUUCCUCAUGGGCUCGCUGGGAGGAAUGGGAUAUUUUGCCUACUGGUAUUUGAAGAAGAAGAAGUACAUCUGA